AUGGAGCCUGCGGAGUAUGGCUCUCCCCUGGCGGCGUGUGGGCGGCCCGGGUUCCUGUCGUACUACUGGGCCGGCGAGGGGAAGGUCCACAUGAUGAGCUGGGGGGACCACAACGCCUGGACGCUCUCGCCGGCGGAGCUGCCCCCGGACGUCGACAUCUCGCCCGGUACGAAGCUCCACGCCAUGUGCAGGGCCCACGAGUACAACGGCGUGGUGUGGGCCGCCGAGGGCGGCGUGCACCACCUCUACACCGACCACGCGGAGUGGGGCUACUGGAAGUACGAGGUCUUCGAGACGGCGGGGAUGACCAAGUACACGCCCCUGGCCGCCGUCGGCCGACCGGGCUACUUGUCAGUCUGGUGGGCCGCAGACGGAAGGAUCAUCCGCAAGCACAUGGGCGAGCACAACGGCUGGGUCCCCCAGGACGAGAUACUGGAGCCCCCCGUGCCGAUCCUGGCCGGGACGCCCGUGUACGCCUUUGCCCGCUCGGGGGAGCACGACGGCGUGGUCUGGGCGGGCGAGGGUGAGAUCCACCAGCUCUACCACGACCUGCAGAGCUGGGGCCAGUUCCAGCACAGCGCGAUCCCCACGCCCGGAGUCAGCUCGCUGACGCCGCUUGCGGCGUGCGGCAGGCCCGGCUGGCUCGGGGUGUUCUGGGCCGGGAACGCGAAGGUCCACCUCAAGCACUGGGGCGUCCACACCGGUUGGGUGCCCAUCGACGCAGAGUUGCCGCCCGUUGUGGACGCGAUGCCAGGCAUGUUGCUGUCCGCCAUGUGCAGGGACGACGAAUACAACGGCGUAGUCUGGGACCUGUCGGGCCAGACCUAUCACCUGUACGAGGACUACCUGUCCUGGGGCGAGUGGAAGUACGAGAGCGUCACGGCCUUGCUGAAUGCCCACCUGCACGAGGACAAACUGCCCUCGUUGCUGCCGCAGCGGGCGGUGGCAGAUCCGUCGCUUUCCGCUGCGCUCGCCGACUUCGCCUUCACUCCGUCGGCUGCCGCGGGUCGGACAGGGUAUCUGUCCAUGUUUUGGGCUGGGCAGGAGAGAGUCUUGAUACGGCAUUGGGGCGCGCAUUCGAAUUGGGCCAUACUCGACGAGCAGCUGUCCCCGACUGUUAGCAUCGCGCCCGGCACCCCGCUGUAUGCGAUGAGCAGGACGGACGAGUACAGCGGCGUGGUCUGGGCCUCCGCGGGACGGCUGCACCACCUCUACAUGGACUGGACCGCCUGGGGCGAGUGGAAGUACGACUCCUGGGCGUCGCCAGGCGUCACCGCAGGCACUCCGCUGGGGGCCUGCGGGCGGAGGGGCUACCUGGCCGUCUGGUGGGCGGGCGACGAUAAGCUUGUCCGCACGCACUGGGGCGAGCACAACGGCUGGGUGCCCGAGUCGGAGAUGUUCACGCCGUUUCCGAUCGCGGCGGGCACGAGGGUGUACGCGCUUGGCAGGACCGACGAGCACGACGGCAUCGUCUGGGCCGGCAACCAGAAGGUGCACCACUUCUUCCAGGACUCGACGUCCUGGGGCGACUUUAGGCACGAGGUGAUUCCGCAGCCAGGUGUCACGCCUGACACUCCGCUCGCGGCUUGCGGUCGCCCCGGCUGGCUGGGCGUGUUCUGGGCCGGCAACAGUCAGAUCAACCUCGUGCAUUGGGGCUGGCACAACGGCUGGGUGCCAGAGACGGCCCCCCUCGGCGUGGAGGUGGAGUCGGUGCCAGGGAUGCCCUUGUAUGCCAUGUGUCGUGACGACGGCUACAACGGCGUCGUGUUCGAGGGCGUCGGCAAGAUCCAGCACUUGUAUGAGGACUUCACCGCCUUCGGCACGUGGCAGUAUGAGCACCUGCCCCCUCGCGGCGACAUCGCCGCCCGCAGCACGUGGCCGAACUGGAGCGAUUCGGGCCUGCUUCUGCCGCUGUCCCUGGCGGUUGCGGCCCUGGUCGGAAUGGGCGGGGGCCUCUUUAGAUUGAGCAAGAGGAAGAAGCAGUAG
Messenger RNA from Prorocentrum cordatum, 1986 nucleotides. The record is from the annotation of a GenBank genome assembly. NCBI's taxonomy places the organism in Eukaryota, Dinophyceae, Prorocentrales, Prorocentraceae.